AUGAUCACAGUCAACCCCGAUGGGAAGAUAAUGGUCAGAAGAUGCCUGGUCACCCUGAGACCCUUUCGGCUUUUUGUCCUGGGCAUCGGCUUCUUCUCACUCUGCUUCCUGAUGACGUCUCUGGGGGGCCAGUUCUCAGCCCGGCGCCCGGGGGACUCCCCCUUCACUGUCCGCACAGAAGUGAUGGGUGGGCCGGAGUCCCGUGGUGUCCUCCGCAAGAUGAGUGACCUGUUGGAGCUGAUGGUGAAACGCAUGGACACGCUGGCCAGACUGGAGAACAGCAGUGAGCUGCACCGGGCUGCCGGCGACAGGCACUUCCCUGUGGACAGGCUACCCCCCGGGGCCGGCCUCAUGGAGCGGAUCCAGGCCAUAGCCCAGAACGUCUCGGACAUCGCCGUGAAGGUGGACCAGAUCCUGCGCCACAGCCUGCUCCUGCACAGCAAGGUGUCUGAAGGCCGGCGGGACCAGUGUGAGGCACCCAGUGACCCCAAGUUCCCUGACUGCUCAGGGAAGGUAGAGUGGAUGCGUGCCCGCUGGACCUCUGACCCCUGCUACGCCUUCUUCGGGGUGGACGGCACCGAGUGCUCCUUCCUCAUCUACCUCAGUGAGGUCGAGUGGUUCUGCCCCCCGCUGCCCUGGAGGAACCAGACGGCCACCCAGAGAGCCCGCAAGCCCCUCCCCAAAGUCCAGGCAGUUUUCCGGAGCAAUCUGUCCCACCUCCUGGAGCUGAUGGGCAGCGGGAAGGAGUCUCUAAUCUUCAUGAAGAAACGUACCAAGCGGCUCACGGCCCAGUGGGCACUGGCGGCCCAGCGCCUGGCGCAGAAGCUGGGGGGCGUCCGGAGGGACCAGAAGCAGAUCCUUGUCCACAUCGGCUUCCUGACAGAGGAGUCUGGGGACGUGUUCAGCCCGCGGGUGCUGAAGGGCGGGCCUCUGGGGGAGAUGGUGCAGUGGGCAGACAUCCUGGCUGCUCUCUACGUCCUGGGCCACGGCCUCCGGAUCACAGUGUCCCUGAAGGAGCUGCAGAGUAACUUAGGGGUGCCGCCAGGCCGGGGGAACUGCCCGCUCACCAUGCCCCUGCCUUUCGACCUCAUCUACACCGACUACCACGGCCUGCAGCAGAUGAAGCAGCACAUGGGACUCUCCUUCAAGAAGUACCGGUGCCGCAUCCGGGUCAUCGACACCUUCGGGACAGAACCUGCGUACAACCACGAGGAGUACGCCACGCUGCACGGCUACCGGACAAACUGGGGCUACUGGAACCUCAACCCUAAGCAGUUCAUGACCAUGUUCCCUCACACCCCGGACAACUCCUUCAUGGGCUUCGUGUCCGAGGAGCUCAACGAGACGGAGAAGCGGCUCAUCAAAGGCGGCAAGGCCAGCAACAUGGCCGUGGUGUACGGCAAGGAGGCGAGUAUCUGGAAGCUCCAGGGGAAGGAGAAGUUCCUGAGCAUCCUGAACAAGUACAUGGAGAUCCACGGCACCGUGUACUAUGAGAGCCAGCGGCCCCCCGAAGUCCCGGCCUUCGUGAAGAACCACGGCCUCUUGCCGCAGCCUGAGUUCCAGCAGCUGCUGCGCAAGGCCAAACUCUUCAUAGGCUUUGGCUUCCCCUAUGAGGGCCCUGCCCCGCUGGAGGCCAUCGCCAACGGCUGCGUCUUCCUGCAGUCUCGCUUCAGCCCGCCCCACAGCUCGCUCAACCAUGAGUUCUUCCGGGGCAAACCCACCUCCAGAGAGGUGUUCUCCCAGCAUCCCUACGCAGAGAAGUUCAUUGGCAAGCCCCACGUGUGGACCGUCAACUACAACAACUCAGAGGAGCUUGAAGCGGCCAUCAAGGCCAUCAUGAGAACCCAGGUGGACCCCUACCUGCCCUACGAGUACACGUGUGAGGGGAUGCUGGAGCGGGUCCAUGCCUACAUCCAGCACCAGGACUUCUGUGCAGCCCCAGGCCCUGCCCCCCCAGGGGCCCGAGCCCCGGAGAGCCCCUUCAUCCUGGCCCCCAACGCCACUCACCUCAAGUGGGCCCGCAACGCCAGCUUGGCCCCCGGGGCCUGGCCCCCAGCACACUCCCUCCGGGCCUGGCUGGCCGCCGCUGGGAGGGCCUGCACGGACGCCUGCCUGGACCACGGGCUGAUCUGCGAGCCCUCCUUCUUCCCCUUCCUCAACAGCCAGGACGCCUUCCAGACGCUGCAGGUGCCCUGUGAUGGCACCGAGUCGGAGAUGAACCACCUGUACCCGGCCUUUGCCCAGCCGGGCCAGGAGUGCUUCCUGCAGAAAGAGCCUCUGCUCUUCAGCUGCGCCGGCUCCAGCACCAAGUACCGCCGGCUCUGCCCCUGCCGAGACUUCCGCAAGGGCCAGGUGGCCUUGUGCCAGGACUGUCUGUGA
Messenger RNA from Balaenoptera ricei (Rice's whale), 2379 nucleotides. RefSeq names its product alpha-1,6-mannosylglycoprotein 6-beta-N-acetylglucosaminyltransferase B (gene MGAT5B). Bases 1 to 2379 code for a protein of 792 amino acids. NCBI's taxonomy places the organism in Eukaryota, Metazoa, Chordata, Mammalia, Artiodactyla, Balaenopteridae. Gene Ontology annotation, biological process: protein N-linked glycosylation. Gene Ontology annotation, molecular function: alpha-1,6-mannosylglycoprotein 6-beta-N-acetylglucosaminyltransferase activity. The record is from RefSeq and is a predicted model, not a curated record. Gene Ontology annotation, cellular component: Golgi apparatus. The transcript is spliced from 18 exons.